AUGAAUGCCGUUGACUUUGUUCCAAUAUGUGAUGUUAAACUCUAUUUAAUUAGGUCCUAUCAGUCGAGGCUAGAACGAAGAUCUGGUUUGAGCUUCAAAGAUUCGGACGAGAUCAUUUCUCGUCUUUCACACGUGGAUUCUCGGCAGCUCCUUCAUGAGAACUCUCAAGAGGCACUUCAAUUAGGGGCUUCUAGUGCUCCAUUCUUCGCUUCUUCGAGUGGCGAACCUACGGUCACUUUCAGUGAUUUUCACGAUUUCAAGAAUUUUGUUAUAGGUUCUUAA
Messenger RNA from Cooperia oncophora, 282 nucleotides. NCBI's taxonomy places the organism in Eukaryota, Metazoa, Nematoda, Chromadorea, Rhabditida, Trichostrongylidae. The record is from the annotation of a GenBank genome assembly.